Molecule: messenger RNA, 1095 nt
Organism: Lodderomyces parapsilosis
Lineage: Eukaryota; Fungi; Ascomycota; Pichiomycetes; Serinales; Debaryomycetaceae
Gene: SGT2
Product: Sgt2p
Exons: 1
Coding region: 1-1095 (364 amino acids)
Biological process (GO): post-translational protein targeting to endoplasmic reticulum membrane
Cellular component (GO): TRC complex; membrane
Molecular function (GO): protein binding; molecular adaptor activity
Source: RefSeq, a predicted model, not a curated record
AUGUCAUCAGUUUCUAAUCAGGACGUUGCUUUGUCAAUUAUUGGGUUCUUGAAGCAAUCAGUAGCUGACAAAACCAUUGCUGAGGAUUUCGUGGAAUCGAUGGAUGUUGCCAUUGAUUGUAUUGCUGACGCAUUUGAUGUAAACAAAGACGACGACAAGUCAGUAAUUGAGUCUAAAUUCCAUGGCAAGUCCUUAUCAGAAUUGAUCAAGGCUUCAAUUGCUUCGUCACCAUCAACUAGUGGCUCCAAGACUGAUGAUGAUGCCAAACCAUCAUCUAUUGUUGUUGAUGACAACACAAAGGAAAAGGCUGAUAAGUUGAAACUCGAAGGUAACAGAUUGAUGGGGGCUAAGGACUAUGAGGCGGCGAUUGCCAAAUAUACUGAAGCAAUUGGUUUAGAUCCAACCAAUGUUGUAUACCUCUCCAACAGAGCUGCUGCAUACUCAUCAGCACAAAAACACGCACAAGCAGUUGAAGAUGCUGAAAAAGCUAUCAAAUUGAAUCCAGAUUUUUCAAGAGCUUAUUCCAGAUUAGGUUUAGCUCAAUACGCUCUUGGGAAUGCAAAGGAAUCCAUGGAGGCUUACAAGAAAGGUUUAGAAAUCGAAGGUGAUAAGCCAUCAGAUGGUAUGAAGAAAGGAUACGAAACGGCAAAGAAGAGGGUAGAGCAAGAUUUGGAAAAUUCAAUUUCCAGCUCUGAUAAAAGUGGUGGUAAUGUUGGUGAAUCUAGUUCCAGAUCAGCACCAGGUGGAGGUGCUGGUUCCGGUACUGGUUCCGGUGCUGGUGCUGGUGCUGGAGGCAUGCCUGAUUUCAGUUCUCUCUUUGGCGGUGAAUCUGGAGGUCCAAGCGGUUUAUUUGCCAAUUUGAUGAGCAAUCCUCAAUUAAUGCAAGCUGCCCAAAGCAUGAUGUCAAACCCAGGUGCUAUGCAAGAAAUGUUCAACAAUCCAGCUGUUCGUCAAAUGGCUGAAUCUUUAGGAUUGGGUGGACCUAACGGACCAGAUUUGUCGGACAUGAUGAACCACCCGGCACUUAAUGGAUUCAGAGGAGGUAGAGGCAACAGUGACAACAAUGAAGGUGGUGAAGGAAAUAACGAGUCAUAA